Messenger RNA from Zingiber officinale, 1035 nucleotides. Its product is annotated as proteasome subunit alpha type-5. Bases 152 to 865 code for a protein of 237 amino acids. NCBI's taxonomy places the organism in Eukaryota, Viridiplantae, Streptophyta, Magnoliopsida, Zingiberales, Zingiberaceae. Gene Ontology annotation, biological process: proteasome-mediated ubiquitin-dependent protein catabolic process. The transcript is spliced from 9 exons. Gene Ontology annotation, cellular component: nucleus; proteasome core complex, alpha-subunit complex; proteasome core complex. The record is from RefSeq and is a predicted model, not a curated record.
CCACGAUGCUACUCUGCCUUGGACAGCAAGACGAGCGCUCUGUAAUACUUUCGUAGCGGGCGAACCCUCCUCUUCUGAGAACCCUUCCAAAGUCUCGACUUUCAUCGCCGCCGGCUCCCGCAUCCCCAGAUCCCCCCUCAAAUCGCUCGAAAUGUUCCUCACCAGGACCGAGUACGAUCGUGGCGUCAACACUUUCUCCCCGGAGGGGAGGUUGUUCCAGGUCGAGUACGCCAUCGAGGCCAUCAAGUUGGGCUCUACGGCCAUUGGAUUGAGGACGAAGGAAGGCGUUGUGCUUGCUGUAGAGAAGCGUGUGACCUCACCCUUACUGGAACCCAGCAGUGUGGAAAAGAUUAUGGAGAUUGACGAGCACAUAGGCUGUGCAAUGAGUGGAUUGAUAGCUGAUGCACGAACUCUUGUAGAACAUGGUCGUGUUGAAACUCAGAAUCACAGGUUUUCAUAUGGUGAAGCAAUGACUGUUGAGUCAGCUACCCAAGCACUAUGUGAUCUGGCUCUUCAAUUUGGUGAAGGAGAUGAAGAAUCUAUGUCACGACCAUUUGGAGUAUCUCUUCUGAUUGCUGGUUAUGAUGAGAAUGGACCUAGCUUGUACUAUACUGAUCCAUCUGGCACAUUCUGGCAAUGCAAUGCGAAAGCAAUAGGGUCAGGAUCUGAAGGAGCUGAUAGUUCUCUUCAAGAACAAUACAACAAGGACCUAACCCUUCAGGAAGCUGAAACUAUAGCUCUUUCAAUCCUGAAACAAGUCAUGGAGGAAAAGGUGACCCCUAAUAAUGUCGACAUUGCAAAGGUUGCUCCUACUUACCAUCUAUACACACCUGAUGAGGUCAAAGCUGUCAUCACUCGUCUCUGAUUGGCUUGGCUAUUUAUCUUUUAUUUGUGUUUUUGUGUACUUGGUACUAAUGGCUAGAUUACUCUAAAAUGUGCUGGAUGUUGUGGCCUUAUUACUUGUUGGUUGCUUAUCCACUGAACCAAUUUAAGCUUUCGAAGGAGUACUAAAGAUAGUUCUUCUUUCUUGUGAUA